GGUGCACGCACAGACCGUCUGACAAUGGGGCAAGUACCGACCGGCCUUAAAAUCCGGAACCGGAGAGCCUGUUCGUUGACCAUGUAUCACGCCUUGAGCGGCAUCUGCUCAAUGCAGCUCAGUGCUAAUCUCAGUGCUAAGCUACCCCGUUUGACAAGCUGAUAACAGGCAUGCACGAUAUGCAAGGCAUGAUGAUAAGGAGCGCGCAAUCCAUCGUUCUCAUAGUUGUUCUGAAUCGUCAGCAUCAGCUUUUACGCAGUUCGUAUAUACGUAGAUAUAGUAUCUUAUCCAGAGCGUUUUUAAGGCGACUUUUGAUACACCCGCUGUAUAACAGUAAGGUUCUCUCAGAUGACCACUUGCAUCAUCUGAGCAAGCACCACACGGUCCCUAGGCGGUUUUUCGCAAGCUUUCCCAAAGACUGAUUGCGGACUGCGGUUCAGCUGCGGGGUCUAACAAUGUCGAGUACUUCAAGGAGCGUGUCUCAGACAGUCCAGUACUCAGGCUUCGAAGCCUUUCAGACACAUCCACUCACUCAUGAUAGAACCCACAGGCAUAACUUCAAAAACUUCCGAUCGUUCCGGUGCAUUGAAGGAGCAUGCCAGGCAAGAGCGAGAGCCCAUCGUUCCGCGCUUGAUCGUGUACGGAGAUAUACCAACUACCACGGAUACCACCUUCCGAACUUCAGAAGGUGAUCCUUUGAAUCAUUACCUGAUCGACACACCAGACAGCAGGCUGCGUAGUUCGUUGCUAAAGCAAAAAUGGAGGCGAUUUCGAGUGAAUGCGAUGUGGGUUGACUUUACCCGGAAACAAACUGCUUGGGUCAUUCAAGAUGGAAAAGGUUUUGUUGGGAUGUCCGAUCCCACUAGGCGUCGCACUGUCCUCGAUCGUAUCCUCGAUCCCCUUUUUCGAAAGAUACAAGAGAGUCAAGUCCUGUUCUACUCAAAAGAGCAAAAUAACCGUUUGAAAGAAAUCCAAGGGAAAUUGCGUCCAUUAAUCAAGCGACUCAUUGGAGACAAACAGAAAGACAUGUUCAAUCUUGAUGUUCUAGGCGUCGACCCCGAUUUCCAGGGUCGUGGGUACGGCAGUGCGCUUGUUGAAGUAGUGACAAGUAUGGCUGAUGCACAUGGACGCGAUACAUGGCUUGUUUCGAGCAAUGUGGAGGCGAACACGGGCUUCUACAAUCGCCUUGGGUUUUUCACGAUCGGAGAGAUUACCCUCGGUGAGCAUAACCCGACAUGGGACGAACCUCCCGUGGUCGUUGCUGUUAUGAAACGUGAAGCUAAUUGGAAGCCAUCCUUUGAGGACGAGAAAUUGAGCAAUAUGUAAUGUAUUCUAGGUUUCGUAACUCUGUCAUUAGUUGCUUGAUUCUUCAGUGUAUCAGCACGGUAUCGGUUAGUGCUUGUGGAUGCUGUUAUGACCCUC
This is a messenger RNA of Somion occarium, 1422 nucleotides long. The record is from the annotation of a GenBank genome assembly. Lineage: Eukaryota; Fungi; Basidiomycota; Agaricomycetes; Polyporales; Cerrenaceae.